AUGGCUCCUUCGUCACUCCAGCAUCGACGCACGCACAAUCUGCUUCUCAUAUCGAAACUGCUCAAUCAGCGAGAUGCAGCAUCUCCGUUCACACUCGUGCUUGAUAAUCUGGAACAAACCGGCAAGCCCGUUGUGGCAGAAUACCUGAGGCGAGCCAAUACAUCCAAGAUCAAAGUCAUCUUCGUCUCAUUCGAGACGCUCCGCCGGCCCCGCACUGCAGAUGUCUUCAUCGAAGCAUGGAGGCAAAGUCUGCAAUCUUGGCAAACCGAAGUCGUGAAUCACCUCAGAGCCGAAGCAACGCAGAGUGAGUUCAUCCCGUUCAAAAAACUCCUAGUAUUCGAUACCCUCAACCCUCUCAGCGCAACACAAAGUUCGAAUCUUCCAGCUCUCCUCUCCUCCUUCAUUCUCCCCACAAGCUCCCUUCUGGCACUCUAUCAUACCGACGUCCCGCUACCAAUCCCCGAAAUUUACUAUAGUAAUAAUAAUUAUAACAACAACACCGGACAUCAAAAUCCGUACGCUCCCUCUGCACUGACCCUACUCCGAUAUCUGGCAACGACAAUUCUCACGGCCCAUUCAUUCCAUCAUGUCCUUGCUCAAAAAGCCGCGCGGGAAAGAAGUCACGCCGAACCAAUUUUUGGCUUGGAAGCAGGUGUGGAUGGAGUUUUGCAAAGUCUGGGAGCGAAUGGAUUAGAGGGAGUGGUACUGGAGAUGGAGCAUCGGAGGAAAAGUGGCAGAGGAGUGCGCGAGUGGUAUUUUCUGCCCAUGGUCGGACGACAGCCUGCGAUGAUGACGACGAUCAAGGGGCGGGAGAGUGGGAUUAUGCUCUUGGAGGAUCAUCCGCGGUAUCGGACGCCUGAGGAGAGGAAGAAGGUUGAUGCUGAUGCUGCUGCGAGGGAGGAAGGGGAUGGUAGUGAGAGUUCUACUACGACGUUUGAAUUGGGAUUGACGGAGAAGCAGAGGAGAGAUCGCGAUGGGGUGGUGUUGCCUUAUUAUGAUGCUCAGAGAGGCGGUGGGGAUGGAGGGAGGAUCUUGUAUGAUAUGGGUGAGGAAGAUGAUUUUGAUGAGGAAGAAGAUGAGAUUUAG
Sphaerulina musiva SO2202 is the source of this 1086-nucleotide messenger RNA. RefSeq lists its product as uncharacterized. Gene Ontology annotation, molecular function: tRNA binding. The transcript is spliced from 3 exons. NCBI's taxonomy places the organism in Eukaryota, Fungi, Ascomycota, Dothideomycetes, Mycosphaerellales, Mycosphaerellaceae. Gene Ontology annotation, cellular component: nucleus; cytosol; elongator holoenzyme complex. The coding region runs from base 1 to 1086 and encodes 361 amino acids. Gene Ontology annotation, biological process: tRNA wobble uridine modification. The record is from RefSeq and is a predicted model, not a curated record.